AUGAAUCAAACAUAUAUUAUUUUAACAAAUGUACGAUCGGAUAUAAAUUUAACAUUAUACAGAGAAAAUAAUAUUGAAAUUUAUAGUGCAUUUUUUGUGCAAACAACAAUAUGUAUCAUUGGAUCAAUAUUAAAUAUCAUCAACGUCAUUGUAUUAAGCCAUAAAAAGUUUGAAGCUACACCAUACUUAUUUAUGACAGCAUUAUCGUUAACUGAUACUGGAAUAUUAAUUGUUCAUUUACCAUCUGGUUGGGCAAGAUGCGGAACACAACUUCAAAUCUGUCAAACGGAAACAUAUAAACAACUAAGGGUUAUAUUGUUAUACUAUGUAACAUAUGUUGGGUUUGGUUUAGGGAAUAUUCUUGAAGCUUCAUCUGUAUGGAUAACUGUAUUAAUAUCAGCCGAACGUUACAUUACCAUGAAAUGGCCACAUUUAGGCAAAUUAUAUUUUGCAAGAUAUCAAGGCAAAUGGCAAGUAUUUAUCACUGUAUGUAUCGCUGUUGCUUUUAAUUUUCCAUUGUUUUUCACACUGAAAAUUAGCACUUCUGCUGUUCAAGGACUUAAUGAUACGAGGCGACAUUUUCAUUACAGUAAAUUAACAUGGUUUGGACAUUCAACAUAUUAUCAUUCGUUCACAUGGAUACGAUUUAUCUGUGUUCAGUGUAUUCCAUUGAUAACAUUGUGUAUUGUUAAUUUUAUGCUUCUACAUUUAACAUGGUCUAGUUAUCGUAACCAAAAAGCACAUCAACUAAGUCAACAAAUUUAUAUGCAACGUUCAUCGCUUCCAUUAUCAUCAGUGAUUGAUGAAAAUAAUGAGUCUUGUAGUCAAAUUGUGGAUGAUGGGACAUACAAUUUACAGAUAAAAUCUCAAACAACCAUUAGUUUCACACCUCAAGAGGCUAUUUCAAAAGAUAUGGUUAACAGUUCUACCAUGCAUCGAAUAAAUAGUUCAUCUUCGCCAAAACGUAUUUCGUUAAGAAACAGACGACUGGAACGUUCACAGCAAGCAAAUAACAAGUUGUCAAUCCUACUAAUUACUGUGAUAUUUUUGUUUAUAAUUGGUCAAAUUCCUCAAGCACUAGCUUAUGUACAUAUUUUGGAAUUGAUUGUACCAAGAUCUUGCAUCAAAUGUCGACCAUAUUCAGCUCUUUAUAAACAUUUUAGUCAUUUGUUAUGUUUAAUUACAUCCACAACAAAUUUCUUUUUAUAUGUUGGUUUGAACAGAAACUUUCGUGAAUGUCUGACUAAGUUAUGUCAUGCGAAAAGGAAAAUCGAAAUUUUAAAACGUUAA
Molecule: messenger RNA, 1290 nt
Organism: Schistosoma turkestanicum
Lineage: Eukaryota; Metazoa; Platyhelminthes; Trematoda; Strigeidida; Schistosomatidae
Source: the annotation of a GenBank genome assembly